This is a messenger RNA of Pseudopodoces humilis (Tibetan ground-tit), 1882 nucleotides long. RefSeq names its product glutathione S-transferase theta-1. Gene Ontology annotation, molecular function: glutathione transferase activity. Gene Ontology annotation, cellular component: cytoplasm. The record is from RefSeq and is a predicted model, not a curated record. NCBI's taxonomy places the organism in Eukaryota, Metazoa, Chordata, Aves, Passeriformes, Paridae. Gene Ontology annotation, biological process: glutathione metabolic process.
CGGGCGGUCGGCGGCACAGCCGCGGCAGCUCCCCGCAGGGCGGGCCGGGUCGGGAUGGGGCUGGAGCUGUACCUGGACCUGCUCUCGCAGCCCUGCCGCUCCAUCUACAUCUUCGCUCGGAGCAACAACAUCCCCUUCGAGUUCAAGCACGUGGAGCUGUUCAAAGACUCGGUGCUGGGGAAGAAGCCGGCGGCGGGGAGCGGCUCGGAGCAGCCCCGCGCAGGGCCAUCAAAUAGUGAAGGUGCAGGCAAAGUCAGCCUCUUGAAGAAAGUACCAGCACUAAAGGACGGAGACUUCACCCUUGCAGAAUGCACUGCCAUUCUGCUGUACCUGAGUCGAAAGUACAACACUCCUGACCACUGGUACCCCUCAGACAUACAGAAACGGGCCCGGGUAGAUGAGUACCUCUCCUGGCACCACACCAACAUCAGGGCUAACGCUCCUAAAACCAUGUGGAUCAAGGUGUUGAUUCCCCUCUUCACAGGGCAGCCACUGCCCUCAGAGAAGCUCCAGGAGGUUAUGGAGGGGCUGUCCACUUCCCUGAAGCAAUUUGAGGAGAGGUUUCUGCAGGACAAGGCUUUUAUCAUUGGGAGUGAGAUCUCCCUAGCAGAUCUUGUGGCCAUUGUGGAACUGAUGCAACCUGUUGGAGUUGGUUGUGACAUCUUUGAAGACAGACCCAGGCUGAGGGAAUGGCGCAGGCGGGUGGAGGAUGCUGUGGGGAAAGAGCUUUUUUUCCAAGCCCAUGAGAUGAUCCUCAAUAUCAAAGAACUGAGCAAUAUUCAGAUUGAUCCACAGCUGAAAGAGCAACUGGCACCUGUGUUGAUGAAGAUGUUGAAAUGAAUUAACCUAUCUUAGCAUUUUUCCUGCUUUUUUUUUUUUUUUUUCCUUUUUAACUUCUUCUCUGACAUCCAAUUCUACAUGUAACUGGAAAGAGCACUGUAAUUCUAACACAGAAAUCGCAAAGUGUUUCCCCCAGGCCAAGUCCUUCUUGUAUCUUUUUGGGGUGGAAACUGAGGAAAGUUUAAGACCUAAAAAUGUUAAAUUUAAACAGAAGGCUGAGGUCCUACAGGUCACUCAAUGUUUAUCUGAAUUUUAUUUCAGUGUCAGUCUUCUCAGAGAUGAUAGAGACAAGAAUGGUAUUUCCUGACAGAAUUCAAGCCAGACUAUAAAUUGGGAACAUUAAAGAACUGAAUAGGAUGAGGAUCAUUGUUUUCAAUUUUAACAUUUGUCCUGCAAAGUGUGCCUGAUCCUCAUCUUCCCAGCAUUUGUCUGCACAGAGAAGUAGAGCACAAAACUACUUCACAAAAGUGAAAAAAAUAAAUUUUAAAAGUUUCUUAUUGUUGAGGCAUGUUGCUUGGCUGUCCAUGUACAUUCCAUACUUCUUUUUCCUUUGAAGCUCCUUUGAGAAAUUUCUUUGUAUUCAUCUACAGCUGUGAAUCUUUAUAAUUCUUCAGUGUAACUGCUGCUUUGGAUUUCUGAAAGCCUGGGUUCUGUUGGUGCUCUGUCUACCAGUACACGUGUGGCAGCAGCUGUUCUUGGAGAUCCAUGCUGCUGGUGGCCACAGCCUUGGAAUAACUGCCUACCUUAAAUACUGUGUUAACAUUAUAUAAGGAGUACCCUGAAAGAAUGCAUUCACAGUGUUUUCAUGAAAGAAAAUAUAGCAGUGCACAAAUUGUUUUUUUUCCUAUGGUAAUACUGUAAUAGCAAUCCACAUUUCUCCUAGGAAAUGCAGAGAGGGAAUAAAUGCAGACAUGCUCUUCUGAGACUGUUUUGGAUGGAUGUUCACCAAGUAAGUCACGCUGUGCAGCUGAAGUAAUAAGAGAGAUUUUGUGGCAUUGAGCAACACAUGCAUCACAAUAAAAGGGCAAAGAGUUGUUUUGGA